AUGUCACUCCUUUUUCCACUGUGGUCUGUGUGUCUGAGUCAGAGACAGCCUACAACAGGGUUCUUUGAAUUGAUGGCUCACUCCCAGCCACUCUUGACUGACUGCCAGCUUAGCAGGGCGUAGCUUACCAACAAAUCUUUUUUUUUUUUUUUUUAAAGCCAGACUGAUUCAUAGAAACUCCUUUAAAACACGGUGAAAAGAAACCGCCCAUUACGCACCCCAGUACACCAGCAGGGGAAACUUAUAACCUCGGGAGGCAGGUCCCUCCCCUCAGUGCGGUCGCAUACCUCCAGAAGAGCGGACCAGGGCUGCUGCCAGCACCCGCCACUCAGAGCGCCUCUGUCGCUGGGACUCUCCAGAACUCUUUGCUCACAAGUUACCAAAAAACCAAAAGCCAAGAUGUUGGUAUUGCUGGCUGGUAUAUUUGUGGUCCACAUCGCCACUGUUAUUAUGCUAUUUGUUUGCACCAUUGCCAAUGUCUGGGUGGUUUCCAAUGCGGGAAAUGCAUCAGUAGGUCUUUGGAAUAACUGUACCAACACUUUCUGCAAUGGGACCCUGUUAUACGCCGAUGAAGAUGCCCUGAAGACAGUGCAGGCCUUCAUGAUUCUCUCUAUCAUCUUCUCUGCCAUCUCUCUCCUGGUCUUCGUGUUCCAGCUCUUCACCAUGGAGAAGGGAAACCGGUUCUUCCUCUCGGGGGCCACCAUGCUGGUGUGCUGGCUGUGCGUGCUGGUGGGGGUGUCCAUCUACACUAAUCGUUAUGCGAAUAGCUAUAAAACCUACUACAGGUCGGAAGAUCACCACGGCUAUUCCUAUAUCCUGGCCUGGAUCUGCUUCUGCUUCAGCUUCAUCAUUGGCGUUCUCUAUCUGGUCCUGAGAAAGAAAUAAGGCCAGACGAGUUCAUGGGGAUCUGGGGGGUGGGGAGGAGGAAGCCGUUGAAUCUGGGAGGGAAGUGGAGGUUGCUGUACAGGAAAAACCAAGAUGGGGAGGGGGGAGGGGGAAGAAAAGGGGGAGGUCAAAUCCUAAACCAUUACUGAGGAGAUUGUCUGCUGCCAAGCCCCCACCCUGGGGAGAAAGUAGUUGACUAGUACUUUGAUGCUCCCUUGAUGGGGGCCAGAGAGCCUCCCUGCAGCCACCAGACUUGGCCUCCAGCUGUUCUCAGUGACACACACUGUCUGGGGCCCCAUCAGCUGCCACAACACCAGCCCCACUUCCGAGGUGAAUUCUGGGUCAUGCACUGAGGUCCACAGACCUACUGCACCGAGUUAAAAUAGCGGUACAAGUUCUGGCAAGAGCAGAUAUUGUCUUUGUGAUGAAUACGGUAAGCCUGGAAGCCAUCCUGCCCUUCUGACCCAAAGCAAAACAUCACAUUCCAGUCUGAAGUGCCUCCUGGGGGGCUUUGGCCUGCGAGUCAUUGUCCCUCUUUGGAACAGAUACUUAGCUCUGUGGAAUUCAGUGACAAAAUGGGAGGAGGAGAGAGAGUUUGUAAGGUCACCUUGGUGGGUUAGCUAAACCAAGAAGAAGAGCUUUUCACAAUGGAAAACCUGGGGGAUGCUCAGAGCCCAGUCCAGACCUCACACACGGCUGUCCCUCACGGAGACCUCAAGCUAUGGUCUUUGCUAGGCCUCUCGCUUAAAGCCAAGUCAGUUCUUCUGGAGUUUCUCUAAAGUUACUAGUGAACAAUUCGGUGGUGAAAGUACUACACAAACUGUGGGAUCCAAGGGGCAGUCUCGCAACAGUGCCAUAUUAGGGUUAUAUUUUUAGGAUUCCCCUCAAUGCAGUCAAUGUUUCUUUUAAGUAUACAACAGGAAAGAGAUGGACAUGGCUGCUUGUAGCACAAUCCUAUUACUCUUCCUGUUAACUAUUUUUGAAGAAGUUUUGUCUAAUGAUCAAUAUUGAGGAUCAGGGCUCCUAGGCUCAGUAGUAGCUCUGGCUUAGACACCAGCUGGAGUGAUCACCUCUUAGGGACCCUGCCUAUCCCACUUCACAGGUGAGGCAUGGCAAUUCUGGAAGCUGAUUAAAACACACGUAAACCAAAACCAAACAACAGGCCCUUGGGUGAAAGGUGCUAUAUAAUUGUGAAGUAUUAAACAUACUAUAUUUCAGCCAUGAUAAGAACAGAGUGCCUGCAUUCCCAGGAAAAUGAGAAAAUCCCAUGAGAUAAAUAAAAAUCUAGGUGAUGGGCAGAUCUUUUCUCUAAAAUAAAAAAGGAAAAACUCUUGUAGUACCUAGUCAGAUGGUAGAUGAGCUGCCUGCAGCUAUAUAGGAGGAGGCAGCUAUACAGGAGGCUGCCUGCCUCCUCUAUAUAGGACUUAGAAGUAGUAUGUUAUUCCUGGUUAAGCAGGCAUUGCUCUGCCCUGGAGCAGCUAUUUUAAGCCAUCUCAGAUUCUGUCUAAAGGGGUUUUUUGGGAAGACUUUUUGUUUAUCGCCCUGAGAAGGUCUACCCCAGGGAGAAUCUGAGACAUCUUGCCUACUUUUCUUUAUUAGCUUUCGCCUCAUCCAUUUCUUUUAUACCUUUCAUUUUUGGGGAUUUGUUAUGCCAUGAUUUCUGGUAUUUAUGUAAAAGGAUUAUUACUAAUUCUAUUUCUCUAUGUUUAUUCUGGUUAAGGAAAUGUUGAGGGCAAGCCACCAAAUUACCUGGGCUUGGGUUAGAGAGAUUGGCCAGCAAAAACUGUGGGAAGAUGAACUUUGUUAUUAUGAUUUAAUUAUCACAUGGUUAUAGAAGGCUGUCUUAGUGCAGAAGCAUACUUACAUAUCAGACAUAUCCAAAGGAAAUACUCAAAUUUUGUUAAGAAGUUGAACUAUGACUGGAGUAAACCAUGUAUCCCUUAUCUUUUACUUAUUGUUCUGUGACAUUUAUGUCUCAUGUAAUUUGCAUUAUUUUGGUGGAUUGUUCUAGUACUGUAUUGGGCUUCUUCGUUAAUAGAUUAUUUCAUAUACUAUAAUUGUAAAUAUUUUGAUACAAAUGUUUAUAACUCUAGGGAUAUAAAAACAGAUUCUGAUUCCCUUCA
Mandrillus leucophaeus (drill) is the source of this 3008-nucleotide messenger RNA. It is a transcript of the gene EMP1, whose product is annotated as epithelial membrane protein 1. NCBI's taxonomy places the organism in Eukaryota, Metazoa, Chordata, Mammalia, Primates, Cercopithecidae. The coding region runs from base 400 to 885 and encodes 161 amino acids. Gene Ontology annotation, cellular component: plasma membrane. The transcript is spliced from 5 exons. The record is from RefSeq and is a predicted model, not a curated record.